AUGCCUUCCACAAAGCAGCAGCGUGCCCGCCGCCAGACUGCUCCCUCCGGCCCGCCGCGCAAACCCACCGCCAGCGAAACUAAAUCUAGCCUCCAGGCACUGGAUGAGACUUCGCCUGCCUCUCUUGAAUGGAGAGCACCUGGAUGGAAUAAUGAACUUGAGUUCUCACAGUGGCUCAAUGGCGUCAAGGAUGAUCUGAUUGAGGAGAGCUAUGAUGAGUACCAAAACUGCUUAGAUGAACUUGAACAAUCGAAGGAGCACAUUGACGAAAUAUUAACGAAUACCCUGACCCUCUUGGAUGACCUAUCCAGCUUGUCGGAAUCAUUCAAAUCGGUCGAGACUCAAACAUCGAACUUUGAGAAACAAUGCGAAGGGCUUCUGUCUGCCCAAGAACGGGAUACAAAGCUUGCCAAUGGAAUCCAGAACAAUCUUCACUAUUAUGACUUCUUGGACCCCGCGUCGCGGCGUCUCAAUGCUCCCGGUGCGGGGAAUACAGUCCGCGACAGGGACUUUUCAGAUAUGCUGAGACGUCUCGAUGUGUGCUUGGAUUAUAUGGAAACACAUCCGGACCAAAAAGAGGCAGAGGUCUAUCGCUCUCGGUAUCGACUGCUGCUAACGCGUGCCUUGACGCUUAUCCGCGGCAACUUUGUAUCUGCACUUAAGGAUAUUCACCAGAAUGUCUCCAAGAAGAUUUCGGAUCAGCAGUUGAAUGACACAGCCUUGUCGGCUCUUCUGUACGCCAAAUUCCGAGUCGGAGCGCCCGAGCUGAAGCAGAUUGGGGUUGAGAUUCAAAAGAGAGCUGUACCACCGCUCAACCCGGACCAAAAUAAUGAGGCUGAAUAUCAAAGUCUGAUGAAUGAACUGCACAGCAAUUACGCGGCUACCCGUGCGAAGCUGAUCAUUCCACUCGCCCGCAAGAAGCUCGGCGAAAUCUCACAGACGCCUAGUUCAUCCAAGGAUCUUGUUGCCUUUGCUCGAGCCAGUAUCAGCUAUAUCCGUGGGCUGUGUCUAGAUGAAUACGAUCUAUGGGGAGAAUGGUUCCAUGGAAAAGGAGGUUUGUAUGACUUCCUCGAGACGCUAUGUGAACCACUCUAUGAUCAUCUUCGUCCCCGAGUUAUCCACGAAUCCGACAUCGUCAAGCUAUGUCAGUUGUGCAAUUUAUUACAAACUCGCUACUUCUCGGACCCCGAAGAAGAACUGGAACAGGUUGAAAGCAACCAUCUCGACUUCUCUGUGUUGAUUCAGCCGGCUUUGCAAGAUGUUCAGGCCCGACUGGUCUUCCGUGCUUUGGCUGUUCUACGCGACGAAAUCGAACGAUAUAAACCUCGACCAGAGGAUAUCGAUUACCCCAUGCGCAACCGACAAGUAUCUCUUACCGUCUCAGAUACUCAGAUCUCGGGCAAAAAGGACACAUCCGCCGAUACAUUGAUCGACAUGACCGCCAAACAAGGCGAUGAUACAGGCGAAUCCACACAAGAAACAGACGGGAAAUGGGACUUUGAGACCCAGACCGCCCUAAAGGGCUGGUAUCCAACACUACGGAAAGCAAUCUGGCUACUGAGUCGGAUAUACCGUUUAGUGAACUCCACCGUCUUCGACGACCUAGCCCACCAAAUCGUCCACCAAACAACCCUCUCCCUCCAAAACGCCAGCACCCUAAUCUCAGCCAAAGCCACCCCAGCCGACAGCCAACUAUUCCUAAUGAGCCACCUCCUAAUCCUAAAGCAACAAAUCGUCGCCUUCGACAUCGAAUACGUCUCCGCAGAAGUCUCCUUCGAUUUCUCCGGCAUGACAAGCACAUUCUGGGAAUUGCGCGAGCGCGGCGGCCUCUUCAACCCACGCAACCUAAUGCGCCUCGUCGGCCACGGCCUCAUCCCCCGCGUCGUGGAGAACAUGCUCGACGCAAAAGUCGAGUUAGACGGUCGUCUUCGCACGGUCAUCAACGACUUCAUUAAUGCCUUUGCUGCUCGCAUGACCGCCUCAUUACCGGCUAAAUUCAUCGAUGCCCGGAAUCUGGCCCGCGGCGAACUCAUCCUUCCCUCUUGCCGUACCAUCGAGAAGGAAGUGCCUGGGCUGCGCAAGGUCUUGAAUGAGUAUAUUGAUGAUACGCGCAUGAAAGAGACGCUGGUUGGUGCGGUCCAGGAUCGCACUAUUCAGAUCUACGAGGAUUUCUUCGAGAAAUAUACUUCCUCCGAGAAAGGGAAGGGUAAUUUCGUCAGUAAGAAAGGAAAGGGCCGGGAUGAUGCUGUUUGGGAUGUUAAUACCUUUGCCGAAUGGUGCGAGGGUGUGUUCCGCGUCGGCGUCACUGGCUUGCAGGGUGAUAUCCCCGAGGAUGAUGACGAUCUCCUGAGCACCGGCUCUUAA
Penicillium paradoxum is the source of this 2364-nucleotide messenger RNA. Its product is annotated as Golgi transport complex subunit COG3. Bases 1 to 2364 code for a protein of 787 amino acids. Gene Ontology annotation, biological process: autophagy; Golgi organization; cytoplasm to vacuole targeting by the Cvt pathway. Lineage: Eukaryota; Fungi; Ascomycota; Eurotiomycetes; Eurotiales; Aspergillaceae. Gene Ontology annotation, cellular component: cis-Golgi network; membrane; COG complex. The transcript has 4 exons. The record is from RefSeq and is a predicted model, not a curated record.